This is a messenger RNA of Oncorhynchus kisutch (coho salmon), 5884 nucleotides long. RefSeq names its product lysyl oxidase homolog 4-like. The record is from RefSeq and is a predicted model, not a curated record. NCBI's taxonomy places the organism in Eukaryota, Metazoa, Chordata, Actinopteri, Salmoniformes, Salmonidae. Gene Ontology annotation, cellular component: membrane. Gene Ontology annotation, molecular function: protein-lysine 6-oxidase activity; copper ion binding. Gene Ontology annotation, biological process: collagen fibril organization; peptidyl-lysine oxidation.
AGAGAGAGAGCUGGUGACUCCGAGACAGAGAGAGAGAGCUGGUGACUCCGAGACAGAGCACAACUACCAGACUGAUUAAGGAUGUUGGGCCUCCUCCUGUGUGUGAGUUCCUUCCUCCUCCCCCUCCUCUCCCCCUCCCUCGCCCAGGGAUCAGGGCAGAGGGUGCGCCUGGCAGGUGGGAGGCGGGGCCCCAACGAGGGUCGAGUAGAGGUGUUCUAUAACGGGGCGUGGGGGACGGUGUGUGAUGACGAGGUGGAUAUUAACCUGGCCAACGUGGUGUGUCGAGAGCUGGGCUUCUCACGCAGUCUCACCUGGGCUCACAGCUCUAAGUUUGGGGAAGGACAAGGUCUGAUCUGGUUGGAUAACGUGCACUGCAUGGGGACGGAGCUCUCCCUGUCUGACUGUCACUCCAACGGCUGGGGGAUAAAUGACUGCACCCACUCUGAGGACCUGGGGGUCGUCUGUAGCACCGAGAGGAGGGUCGACUACUCCCCUAACCAGGUAGAGGGCUCCCCUACAUCCCUGGCCGUCCCAGUGGCCUCGGCCCGACCACAGAGGAUCCCCAACCUCUCCACACCGCCACGUCUAUCCACAGUCCAAGACAGGGUGGCCCCUCCUCCCCCUGCUCACAUCACAUCCCCCGGGAGAAGGGGUCAUGAGAUCGCCCUCCACCGCAACACCCCCAGAGGUCAGGGUCAAAGUUCACGGCAACAGCGUCGGGGUCAUGAUAUCCACUUGCGUCCCCGGAACGGCCAGAGUCAGGCGGGAGGGGAGGCCAGGACGAGACAGGAGAACCCGGCCGUGCCCCAGGGGCAUCAGAUCCCCCCCCGGCUGGGGAAUGGUGCAGCCUACAGGCAGGCCCAGGAUGUGGGGCGGACCGGACCACAGGCGGCCAGAUGGGAGGCACAGAUCCCCAGGCAGCCCAGUGGGAACCAUGUUGAACCAGAGGCAGAAAUCACCAACAUGGACCUGGAGACAGACAUCACAGACGGACAGACGGCCAGUAGGGUGAGGCUGGAGGAGGUACGUCUCCGGCCUGUUUUGACAGGCGUCCGCCCCGGCCUGUUGUCAGAGGGCGUUUUGGAAGUGAAGCAUGCUGGGAGGUGGCGUCAUGUGUGCGACCAGGGCUGGGACCUCAGCGGCAGCCGUGUGGUGUGUGGCAUGCUGGGAUACCCCUCCGCCGAGGCAUACGACCACACCGUCUAUAGGAAACUAUGGGACGCCAAGUUGGCAGAUCCCUCUACAAGACUAGCAGGUCUGUCCAGUAAGAAGGGUUACUGGGUAGAGCAGGUCAAGUGUUUGGGUACAGAGCCUGUCCUCUCCCAGUGCCACUCCCAGCUCUCCCUCCCCAGGAACCAGGUCACCUGUCAGGGGGGCAUGUACGCCGUGGUGCGCUGUGUACCUGGACACCAGUUCACACGCCUCUCCUCGGGGAGACCGCCCGCUCCCCCCGACGUCCAGCAGGGGGUGCGUCUGAAAGCAGGCCCCAGGCUGGGGGAGGGCAGGGUGGAGGUGCUAAGAGAGGGGAAGUGGGGGACCGUGUCGGACCACCUGUGGGACCUGAAGGCAGCCAGCGUGGUAUGCAGGGAGCUGGGGUUCGGAUCGGCCAAGGAGGCCCUCAACAAGGCCCAGCUGGGACAGGGUACUGGACCUAUUCAUAUGAACUCAGUUCAGUGUACAGGCAGAGAGAAGUCUCUGCUGCAGUGUUCUUUCAGGGAGGUUCCUCUCUAUAGUGUAAAACACACUAAUGACGUGGCUGUGCGCUGCAACGUCCCCAACACUGGGCUGGAGACCACGGUACGGUUGGCGGGGGGCAGGGAACCUGCAGAGGGGCGUGUGGAGGUGCUGAUGGAGGUGGGAGGGGUUCAGCGCUGGGGGGCCGUCUGCAGUGAGAACUGGGGCAUCAACGAGGCCAUGGUGGUGUGCAGACAGCUGGGCUAUGGCUUUGCAACAGAGCCCCACCAGGAGACGUGGUACUGGCCCGGAGCUCCGGAGGCAGCAGAGGUGGUUCUGACUGGAACCCACUGCAUCGGCACAGAGAUGUCCAUUCAGCAGUGUCGUAGGAACACACAGGUCUACUGUCCCAGGGGAGGAGAUGGCAAGGCGGCUGGGGUCACCUGUGUUGAGACGGCCCCUGACCUGGUAUUAGAUGCCCAGUUGGUCCAGGAGACAGCCUACCUGGAGGACCGCCCCUUGCACCUCCUGACCUGUGCCAAUGAGGAGAACUGUCUGUCAUCCUCUGCUGCCCGGAUGAGCUGGCCUUACGGACACAGACGCCUGCUACGAUUCUCCUCACGCAUCAUGAACAUGGGCCGGGCCGACUUCAGACCUAGAGCGACCAGGGAGUCCUGGACCUGGCACCAGUGUCACAGGCACUACCACAGCAUUGAGGUGUUCACCCAUUAUGACCUUCUGACCCUGAAUGGAACUAAGAUCGCUGAGGGUCACAAAGCCAGCUUCUGUCUGGAGGACACCUACUGCCCUGAAGGUAUGCAGAAGCGAUACUCGUGCUACAACAUGGGAGAGCAGGGUAUCCAGGUAGGUUGCUGGGAUACGUAUCGCCAUGACAUCGACUGUCAGUGGAUCGACAUCACAGACAUCAGCCCCGGGGAGUACAUCUUUCAGGUUGAAGUGAACCCCUCGUUGGACAUGGCCGAGUCAGACUUUCAGAACAACGUGAUGCGUUGCCGCUGCAAGUACGAUGGAGGACGUGUCUUCAUGUUCGGCUGCCACGCUGGUGAUGCAUACAGUCCAGAGGUGGAGGAUCUGUUUGAGCACCAGCGUCAGAUCACCAACAACUUCCUCUAACCAACGGAACAACAGAAGAACCAAUGGGAGAUCUCCAUCCAACAGAACAACGAAUGAGAGACUUCAGAACAACCAGUCAACCAAUGGGGGUUCUCAGGGCAGAGCUUUGGAACCACAGCUCAUCUCAACUUACCCAAUCAGUGGAGAGGAGCUGGAGGAGAACCAGGAAGCCGGGGUUGGAAUGGACUGUGGGAGGGAGGGGGGAGGAAGGAAGAGGGGAGGGAAGGGAAGGGGGGAAUUGUUUCUGGAAAGGUCAAAGAAAGAAUCACCUGAACAUCAAGCAAUCAUCGCACCUUCCCCAUCACUAACCAUAUCUCUGAGAGAGAGAGAGAGAGAGAGAGAGAGAGAGAGAGAGAGAGAGAGAAAGAAUAUAGACAGAGACGUAUACAGGACUUAUGGGUAGUUGUGACACGUUUCUCAGUUGGAAUUGGACCGUAUCAAGCUGUCACAUGUGUCAGGUGUCACCAUGGUAACAGGAUUUAGAUUAAAGUAGAGAUGCUUGUCUUGAAACAAAACAAUUAUGAGCAACAUGGGAGUUAUUUACAGAUUUGAAAUGACGGAAAAACAACAAGAUAGUUCCCUAAGAUUCAGACAUACUAUGGUUAUGUAGCACAGGAGGCUGGUGGCAUCUUAAUUGGGGAGGAUGGGCUGAUAGUAAUGGCUGCAAAGGAAUUAUAUGGAAUGGAAUCAAACACGUGGUUUCAUGGUUUCCAUGUGUUUAAUACCAUUCCAUACCAUUCAUUCACUCCAUUCCAGCCACUAUUAUGAGCCGUCCUCCCCUCACCAGCCUCCUGUGAUAUGUAGGAAGGGUACACUAAGGUACAUGAGUAUUACAUGUAUGUUUAUCAAAUCACAAACGGUGUAUAUUGUAUGAGAUGGUUGUACCUAUUUAGUGACGAUGGGGCAAAGCGACCUUGUUUAAAAGGUACACUCAGUUAGGUGGCAUUGCAAUACAUACAAAAGAUUCGGACCGAAGGCUCUUCACCAAAUGAUACAACAUAAAUAUACACAUUAAACACAACAUAUGUAUAUAUACACAUACAGAAUACAGAAACACAGUCAUGUGAAGCACAAAUCAGCAUUCAUCCACAAAUAAAACCCCAAUCAAUACUGCCCGAACGGCACCAGAACGUCAACAUGAAAUGGAUUUUCAAUUUUGUUCCAGCAAUACGAUGCAUUAAAAACAAAAAGCAGAUUUACCUGCCGGAGACCAAGUUAACCAAGUCUUAGGUAAUUCAGGUGUCUAUACUUCAACAGCAAAGUUAGAUAAGACCUUGUAAACAACAAGGGUGUCUUCCUGCUUGCAGACAUUUUGAAUUCUGUUUAUGUCUGUGUUUAUGUCUGUGUUUGUGUCUGUGUUUAUGUCUGUGUUUGUGUCUGUGUUUAUGUCUGUGUUUGUGUCUGUGUUUAUGUCUGUGUAUAUGUCUGUGUUUGUGUCUGUGUUUAUGUCUGUGUAUAUGUCUGUGUUUGUGUCUGUGUUUAUGUCUGUUUUUAUGUCUGUGUAUAUGUCUGUGUCUGUUUUUCUGUCUGUGUUUGUGUCUGUGUUUAUGUCUGUGUAUAUGUCUGUGUUUAUGUCUGUGUUUGUGUCUGUGUUUAUGUCUGUGUAUAUGUCUGUGUUUAUGUCUGUGUUUGUGUCUGUGUUUAUGUCUGUGUAUAUGUCUGUGUUUAUGUCUGUGUAUAUGUCUGUGUUUGUGUCUGUGUUUAUGUCUGUUUUUAUGUCUGUGUAUAUGUCUGUGUCUGUUUUUCUGUCUGUGUUUGUGUCUGUGUUUAUGUCUGUGUAUAUGUCUGUGUUUAUGUCUGUGUUUGUGUCUGUGUUUAUGUCUGUGUAUAUGUCUGUGUUUAUGUCUGUGUUUGUGUCUGUGUAUGUUAUAUAGCUGAGCCUUUAAGUUGUCUAUUGUCUUCUGAAUCUCAGUCAUGAUCUUAUAAGAUAGUAUCACAGACGCAUGGAAACGUAUGAAAUUGGAUUCGCAUUUAUUAUUGUAUGUUUUUGUCUGUCGAAAGUUUAACUCAAGUCAACUGUUUCCGGAGGAGUUUCAUACGCACAAAAGGCCGUCAUCUUGUGUGUUUUCUUUCGAAAGACAAUCAUCUCGGUUGUCCAUUUUCCAUCAACGGAAGCCCUCCAUUGAAAAACCAUUGACUCAAGCCAUUGUUUUCCUCACACAAACUUCCUGUCUGGCCACAGCCUUGGUAAUUGAUCAGGGCCCGGUUCCCCAAAAGCAUCUUGAGGCUAAGUUUAUCUUAGAACCAUAGGAUCCUUGAGAUGUUUUUGGGAAACCGGGCCUUGGUAGAUUUCUCUCGUCCUCUUGCCUGUUGUCCAUCCAUCAUCAAAUCAGAUCCCCCUACUUCCUUUAAAAACUGGCCUUCAUGUGCUUUCAUAUAUCUACUUCACAAAUGCAGUAUUUAUGCAAUACAAAUGCAGUAUUUAUGCAAUACAAAUACAAAAAUAAAAGGUGGUGUUUUUUGUUAUAUGGAAAUUACAUUGACAAGUAUUUUUCAUGGUGCUAACGUUUAGCCUUAAAAAAAUAAAUAUUGUAAUGUAUUGCAAAUGUGGUUUUAUAUGACCUUCUAGAAUAUCGUCCUGUAGGUUUGUAAUUUAUACUUUAAUAUGAUGUACUUUUGACUUAAAACAUUUUGUCCCUUUUUGUAGUUGUGUUUUUCAUAAGGUUACAAAAUUCUGGUAACAUUACCACAAGUCCCAGGUGUUCCAGCAACCCCGGUUGGAAGAUUCCUGGAAUCAGGAAGUAAUAAAGCAGGACAUCUGGGAAAUAUAGGAAUCCUACAACUGGGAAUUCUGGGAAAAGUUACCAGAUUUUUUAAAGAAAUGUGCAACCCUAGUUUUGUAUUGUUUAUGGUUCAUUAGGAUAAAUCCUAUAGUUGCUGUCAUCAGUCUGUUUUAACACCAGUGAACCUCAUCAUACAGGUAGAUAUAUUGUGACCUGUAGAGCUCUGGUUAAAAGCAGUGCUCUAUGUUUUGGGAAUAGGGUGACAUUUGGAAUGCACUAUGGUUGUACCUAAUAAGUACUGCACCUGAUACUUGGCAAUGGUAGAGAACAAUAAACAUCAGAUUUCCAAACGA